Juglans microcarpa x Juglans regia is the source of this 886-nucleotide messenger RNA. Its product is annotated as protein MOTHER of FT and TFL1. The coding region runs from base 92 to 610 and encodes 172 amino acids. The transcript has 4 exons. Lineage: Eukaryota; Viridiplantae; Streptophyta; Magnoliopsida; Fagales; Juglandaceae. Gene Ontology annotation, biological process: positive regulation of seed germination; response to abscisic acid. The record is from RefSeq and is a predicted model, not a curated record.
CAAUCCAUGUCUCAUCUGCCGGACACAAAAAAGCCUAGUUUUUUUUUUCCUUUGUUGCUGCUGCUUGUACUUCUCUGUUCUUCCUUUUCUCAUGUCUGCCUCCGUUGAUCCUCUUGUUGUUGGCCGAGUGAUUGGCGAUGUUGUUGACAUGUUUGUGCCUACGGCAAAUAUGUCUGCCUACUUUGGCCCCAAGCAUGUCACAAACGGAUGCGAUGUCAAACCAUCUGCAGCCACCAAUCCUCCAAAAAUGACUCUCUCUGGGAACUCGGACGAGCUGUAUACCCUGGUUAUGACUGAUCCUGAUGCUCCUAGUCCUAGCGAGCCCAGCAUGCGAGAAUGGGUCCAUUGGAUUGUUGUUGACAUUCCUGGUGGAACAAACCCAACUCGAGGGAAGGAGAUACUGCCAUACGUAGGGCCACGACCGCCAAUCGGAAUCCAUCGCUACAUACUGGUUCUGUUCCGACAGAGGGCUCCUCUUGGGCAUGUUGACCAGCCAGCCUCGCGUGCAAACUUCAAUACCCGCAUCUUCGCAGGGCAGCUGGAUUUGGGUUUGCCGGUGGCAACUGUUUACUUCAACUCCCAGAAAGAGCCGGCGAGCAGGAGGCGCUGAGCAGUGGCAAUAUCGCAUGCAUGGUGGCAUAUAUGCAUAAAGAGAUCAGCCAUGAUCGAUGAAAUAAUAUUAGAAGUAUCUUUUUUAAGUUUUUGUUUGAUGAACGUAGUAGUACUCUGGGUCGACUCUCUUCCUUCCUUUGGUUUGUGUUUUCUGGUGUAGGAGGGAGGAGGAAGUCAUGAAGUGCCCAUUAAUUAUCGGUCGUUUUUUCCGGCCGUUAAUAUAUGUUAGAACUAUGUUUAUGUGGUUCUUUGCUAUUGGAAUUAUUAUUAAUAU